This is a messenger RNA of Toxoplasma gondii ME49, 7700 nucleotides long. RefSeq names its product kinesin motor domain-containing protein. Gene Ontology annotation, biological process: microtubule-based movement. Gene Ontology annotation, cellular component: microtubule; kinesin complex. The transcript is spliced from 10 exons. Gene Ontology annotation, molecular function: ATP hydrolysis activity; microtubule binding; ATP binding. Bases 20 to 7207 code for a protein of 2395 amino acids. The record is from RefSeq and is a predicted model, not a curated record. NCBI's taxonomy places the organism in Eukaryota, Apicomplexa, Conoidasida, Eucoccidiorida, Sarcocystidae.
AGAAACUCUUGCCUUUUCAAUGGUGACGGGAACUCCCGCGAUAACGACGGUGUUUGCAGAACUAUGUUGGGAAAACCCGCCAUGUGCGUGGAAGAUCGUUUUUGGUCCCAAGUCCGUCGGAAUCGACACCGAGAAGGCAAGACUGUCCCGGUCCGAUCCCGCGGCGCAAGGCACUCUAGACCAACAGAAACGCGAUGCAGGCUGCUUUCUGCACUCGUCGUCUUCUCUUGCAGAAUUUACCUUUAGCGGCAGCAUCUUCGACGAAGGCACGGCAACGACAAGAGUAUACAAAAAUAUUGUGCAGCCUCUUGUCAUUCAAGUGACUGAGGGAAUCAGCAGCACGGUGAUUGCGUGCGGAGGCAAAGGCAGCGGGAAGACCUUCACGCUUUUCGGAACGCAUGACCACCCGGGCGUGAUUUUCAACGCUCUUCAAGAUCUUUUCAAUCACAUUGCCUCUUACCGGCAUCCCGCCUCACCACGGACAAAGCCCCGAACCAACGCGCCACAGUUUCUCGCGUGGAACCUAGAGCCUCACAAGUGGCUGGACCAGGAGUACGAGUUCUCUGUGCGCUGCUCCUAUGUUGAAAUCCGCGAGCAUGCCAUUGUCGAUCUGCUUCACUGCGCCGCAGACUUCGUUCCGACAGACAUCCUUCCCACUCUUGCACUCCGGAGAACUCCAAAGGGGAAGCCCUUCAUCGAGGGCGUCACCGAAAGACCAGGAACAAGCGUUGAAGAGCUCGUUCGAGAGCUUGCCAGAGCAGCCGCUUUGAAGAAAGCGAGGGACAAGCUCUUUCCAGAGCGCCCAUCGAGCGGUGUGGUGACAAUCACAGUGGAGAAAGCUCGAAUCGGGAGGAAGACUCAAUUGAGCUCUGAGCGCGCUUCGCCUCCUCGACACGGAUCGGACAGGAAUGCGUCAGAAAACAGUUUAAGUUCUUUUUCGGACAGUCCGGACCCGCAGGAGUCUCCCAUCCAGAUUCCUCAAAUCACACGCGCUGCCCUCACCUUCGUGGAGACCCAGGGGACAGAGGGUCUUGCUCUUCCCGACCGAGGCGCCUAUGAAAACCAAAGUUUGUUUGUGAUGGCCGAGGAUCUCCUCAGUUUGACGAACUCGGAAAACGGAAAGGCGGCCUCAUCCUCUUGGGCCGGCUCUACGCUCACGCAGAUUCUGUACCCUGCUGUCCACGGAGAUUCCAAUCUUUCUGUGAUCAUCACCAUCGACCCUGCUGACAGUUGCCUGGAUGUCUCUCUUCCCACGCUUCGCUUUGGCAGUCGCAUUUCUGGCGGACGUCGCACGCUUCGUGUCACUCAGAUCUCACGUGGAAGUUCCCACCUGCGAGCUCUGCACCUGACGCUCUCACGGCACUUUCGACACAUUCAAUCGGUGCGGAGAAAAAGGAAGGAGGACGAGGAAGGCCUGCAACUGCUCAGGCAGUUGGACCUCGAACAAACGCGCGCGACAGGCACUGACCAGUCCUGGUGGCUGCCGUCCAGUGCAGAGGCGAGGGACACUCUGAGUCAACUCGAGGAAGACCUCACGGCGGCCCGGCGCCAGAUUCUCGUCGGAGGCGCGGCGGACUGGUCUGUUCUGGAGGGAAGCCGCUUGUCGAACCUGUUGAGCAUUUUGUCUGUUUUCCACGAUCGGCGUUUCGUGCGAGAGACUCUCGGGGAAGAUACCUCGCGUCGGCGCCCGGAUUUGACCCUUCCCGACAGCCCCAGCGAGCGUCGCGACCUCACCUGGAACGAGCCGGUUUUCCCCGAGUCUGCUAGGUUGGACGGCCUGAAUCUCGUCGCAGAUGUUCUGGGGGAGCUGCGAGUCAUGAAGGCCUCUCCGAACCCUCACCUCACAGCUCUUUUAUCGACUUCGACGACUCUCUCCCUCUCUCCGGCUUCUCCACGACUCGCGCCGCCUUCUUCAUACCGCGUGGCUGCGCCCGAGGGGGCUUUCCUCUGUCCAGCCUCCGCUCCCGUCCUCCAUUCGUCCUCGAGUCUCCACUCUCCCACUGUUGCAGUCCUCCCUCGCAACUUCCCUUCCCCAGCGCCACCUUCAGGUACCUCUGAGCAGGUCGGUGCCUCGCCUUCGAACCGCACGCGCCUGGUGAACAUCACUCAGCGGCAGCGCAGCAUGCAAGGCUUGUUUCCACCAACGAGUCCUGCAGUCUCGCCUGCUGGCUUUUCGCCCGCGUGGGCGGGGUCUCUGUACAGGCGUGACUGUGGACCCCUCAAGACAGCACCAAGUCAGGCGUCGCAGGAGCCAUUUAGACGGACGCCCGGUGCCUUUUUCCCCAGCUUCGUCCAGUCUGCGUCCGACCCAAUCCUUUCUUCCUUUCCUCUCCAUUCUGGCGGGCGUGUAUGCACACCUCGAGACGCCGGCUGCCCUGACCGAACCUAUCCAGGCUUCUGGUGCGGUGCCUCUUGCCAGCCGCAGAACCAGUUCUCUCCACCUGCACCGGAGAAUGCGCCCUUCACGAUUCGAGCUGUCGUGACCGCUCCUGUUGUCGCUCCUCUCGCAAACCUUUUUGCCCAGGCCGGAUCUGACCGAAAAACAUCGUGCUCAAACUUUGGCGAGCGGCGGCUGUUUGUCGGCAUGCUGACUUUCUCCCGUUCCUCGCAGUCGAACGCGUCCCAGGACGACGUAGACAGAGCCAUGGAGGACCUGGAGAGGUCUCUAGCGGAGCUCCGGAACUCGUUUGUAGACAGGAAAGAACUCACCUCUCUGGAGACACAAACUGGCGCAGACCCGUCGCUGAGGGUCGACACCGUUCUCCUUAGCCCAGGGUCUCUGGACUCCAAGUGGUCUCCGCUGCCAGCAGACGCGUCUGGUGCACUGGGAGGUCGAGAUCGAGAGGGAGGGCAACAGUUCUGCGUCGUGGCUACACACGCAGCAGCGAGAAGUCGUGACGCGCGGGAAGCUACAUUGUCGAGUAGUUCGCAGUCGCAUGUCUCGAGCGAAGCCGAAGGAGAGGUCGGCGGCGAGCUGGAACGCAAGGCUUCGACACACGAGACCAACACAACUUCCUCCUUCGAAGGUUUCCUCGAGAGUCUCACACAGCUCCCACAAUCCAACGCUUUGACUCUGGAGGAAAAAGAGGCCUCUUGGGAGAGGCAAGCACGCGAAGGACCCGGGGCAGAGGCAGACGGAAACCAAGACCUGUUGGACACUGCGAGUCGGCUUCAGGACGAGAUUCUCGACUUGCUCGAGAACCCCAGCGGAGGUCCUUCGCAUGCGUGUGGAGAGGUUUUGGAGCGAGGCGAGGCGCGAACGCUGUCGGAGAGUUUGUCGGGCUCCAGAGUCUUUGAAUUGACCUCUUCGGCGUCUUUGUCUCCACAAGUUGAGUCGGCGUCGACGUCCGAGCCAACUGCCGUCGCUCAUGGCUUCCGCGACGCAGAUCCAAGCGAAGAAGAACUCGAAACAAACCGACAGAGCCACCGAGACAGCGCCGUUCCUUCGCCGUCGCGGAUUCGGGUCCGCCUAUCUGUCGAGGGAGAAGAAGAACAUCAACACAUGAGCAGCCGAAGAGAGUCUCCGUUGUCUCUGCAGUCGCGACGCGCCUCUCAAGCCACUUUCAUCGGGACUCCGUCGCAGCUCCUGUUUUCCCUGGAUCGCGAAGAAACUGGCAAGCCAAGAGGGAUCGCUCUACGAGGGACAGAGCCUGGACACGCAGGUCUUCCUUACCGGCGCAGAAGACAUUCUUCGUCCGUUUCUUCGUCUUCCGUUUCUUCGUCGUCCUCUUCCUCCUCGUCGUCGCCCCGGGAGGUCGGUGGAACCUCCUCGAUGGGGCACCUUCCUUGCCACCGACGUCAGCGAGGCGGAGAGAGCUGGGUCGUAUCUUCUUCGCAAAAAGAUGUGGAGACCGAGAGCGGCUUCUGCUUGCCGGAACCGCGGGCUGAAGACCGGCGUGGAGACACGAAGCAGGGCCUGUACUUCCAGGGGACGCUGCGGCCGUGGACGCACUUGUCGACUCCGGGGAUCGUCGUUCCCAGGACCGAAAAGACUCCAGAGGAACGACUGGCCGCGCAGAGGGCGAGGCUCUCUGGGAGGCGGCGUGGAGACGACAGCCGCGGCCAAGGCGACAAGAAGCACCGGACUUCGUCUCGCGAACGACGGAGGGUCCAAAGAAGUUCCAGUGGAAGCUCGGAGAGAAGGGAAGAGCAACGAGAGCGAAGAGACCGAAGCGUGGAAAGGACCCGCCCCACCGAAGUCGACGAAGUGAAGCUUCUCCAGGAGAAACUCGUCGAGCUCCAGCGUCAGCUCCAGCAGAAAGUAGAUCGAAUCAACUCGCUCUCGAGUAACGCUUGCGAGCGUCGACCGCCUGUUUCCUUCGUCAUCCCGGCUUUCGGAUCCUCGGAGCUGAAAACCGGAGACAAGGACCUUUACCCCACCGGUUUCCUGUCUCAGCCUUCUGCCUUGCCGCCUGUCACCACCGCUGCUUCUUCCACUCCGCCUCCGACCGCCCCUGCUUCUCCCGCCCCCAACGCCUUUCCGUGCACCGUUCAGAGUAGUCCUACCGGCCUUCAGGUCCCGGCGCAGCCGGCUCCCGCCUCGAGCUUCAGCUUCCCGGCCUCGGCUCUCCAGCGAAAUUUCAGUCCUCUCUCGUUUAUUCAAAGCGUCUCUGGAGCCGCUCCCGUCGUCGGCCUCGCUUCCCCGCCUGUCCACGUGCUUCAAGGCGCCUCCAGCCAGGUUCUAAGUGCCUCGUCGUGUCUCUCCCCGGUGGUCCUGACGCCGUCGACUUUUGGUCUCGCCGCAGCGCCCAGUGCAGUGGUGGCUUUCAACUCGGCUGCUCCCGCAUCGCACCCGCUUGCGGAGAAAAUUCCGGAGCCGACGCGGUGCUCCACGUGCGACGGGACUCUGUCGGAACGUUCGUCGUCGUCGCUGUCGAGCGGCGAAGAGGCAGUCCCCGCUUCCAGCGACGAGUUCCAGAAAACAGACACGGCCUGCAGCCACGACUCGUCCUUCUCCUUUCGCGCGGAAAAGAAGUCGAGUGAACAGAGAGAAAACGCCUCUUCCGAACAGGGGCCUAACGCGCCUGCGGCGUCGGAGGGCGGAGACACUGUGGUCCUUAAAGGCGAGGGGAGUUUGAGCGGCUUUGGUGUCUCGGGCGGAGGCGCGACGUUGAGAGUGUCGACAAGUCCAGAGUCCCGGCGUCUGCAGUCACCGAGGUUUCCUUCACCCUUGGAGACGCAGGACGGUGGCGCGGCUUCUGAGGCGGUUCAUGCAUCAGCUGCUCCGUCCCAGAUUCAGAGCGGCAUUCACGGCCUCUACGAUCAGCAGACCCCUGGAGAGCGAAGAGUCUAUGUGAACUCAGACAACGAACGUUGCGGCGGAUACACCCGAUUCGCGAAUUCUGCGCAGGGUGUCUGUGCGCCGUCCUACGGAGGGUCGCCUGCUCCCGUCGGUGUGACUGUCACAACAACUUCAGCAACACCAGGAAACGCGUACUCAGCUUCCAGUUUGUUCCCUCGUUAUGCAUCUCCAGCCGCCGCGUCUAGGCCUCUGGGUGCUUCUUCACGGGCGCCUGCAGAGGGCAUGCAGUCGGAGAUGCCUCGUGUUGUCUGCACGAUAAUUCGCGAUUCAAAGGGGCUCCCGCUGGACCUCAUUCCCGGCGACGGGCAUCCGCUGAGGGAAUCCUCUCGAGUGGUGUAUCCAUUUUCGCCGGACUCCCGUGGAGCCUUGCCUGGAGAUGUGACAGGCCAGCCUCUUCCGUCCUCGAUUUUCGCCUCGCACAGACGUCCAGAACCUGCGGCGUCGAUGCCCCCUCGCCCCGCUUCUCCCCUGCAAGGCUCACUGCACUUUCCUCGGCUCUCCGCGUCGAGUGGAGCGCAGCUGCGGACCCCCGAAUCUCCCUCGGCCUCUACGCGUCGUUGCGGCCUGCGCUGUCCAUACACCUCAGAGGCGCGGGAGGACUACCGGGACUUCGAGAUUCGCCAGGGCUGGCGGCAGAGCCGAAAGCCUGUGGACGCUGACUUCUUUUACGCCGGUUUGGGGGGUCCGAUUCGCUUGGAGGCGAGAGAAAGAAGCCCUCAGAAGGACCGAGGAAGGCCGGCGGCGCGCAGUGCGAGCAGAGGCGGCAUCUUUGGUGAUGGCCUCUUUGGAUUCUUCGAACGAAAAGUUCGAGACUUCUGGGAGACGCGCCCUGGGGCCACCAGCGUUCCGCCCAGACGACCCAGCAGAAAAGCAGUGCUCGUCGCGAGACCCGCAGACGAUGGAGGCUCGAAAAAGUUCUGGCCAAACUGGUACCACGUCCUCCCGCCUCCAAAUCAUGUCGAGUUCAAAAGACGGGGAAGCAUCGGAGACUCGCGUCGCCGGUCGUACUCUGGUGGCCCACCUUCGCCGCAAACUCGAAUUUCCAGGGAUCGUUCUUUGUCUGUUCCUCGAGGCUUUCCAAAGUGGAAAUGUGGGCAAGACGGUCCCGUUCAGAGCGUAGUUUUACUCGACGAAAGUCCAAAUGAAAAGACAGAACCGCCAAGUCGAAAGACACAAGAGCCGAGAAGAACGACAGGUGGAGAGGGAGGCGCCUCGAAAGAAAAGCCGACGCAGCCUUCCCUUUCCGAGGAAGACGGCAAAUCAGAAAAGAUUUUAGGGAAGAAGAAAACAGCUUCGAAGGAGGUGACCAACGAGAGUGCUGCGACCUGCCCGAAGGGGAUGGCAAAGGACUCGAACAAAAGCGGCAGCCGCGAAAGCAAGGCGUCGCCUGCAACUGUCGCCUCGCCCACUCUCCUUGCCUUUGCGCAGUCGACUCCCGUCGUUUUCUCUCCGCAAGUGGUUGCGCAGGGCUUGCCAGGAGCGCCGGGAGCGACUCCGCCGCUGAUCUUCGAUCCGCUCUGGCCCGGCUCGAGUCUCUCCCCUGCUCCGUGUCUCCUCACUCACUCGGCUCUGCCUGUAGUAGGGCAGCAGGCGAUUCCACUUGUGAAUGCCCCCUCUCCAGCUUCGACUGGUCCGGGGAUGUGCGGCAAGGCAGACGCGACCGCUGCUCCUGAGAGCUGUUCAGUCCCUGAAAGCUGUGCUUCCUUUGCGAGAAGUUUCGGGGACAUCUGCAGACAGUUGCUCGGACGGCAAACUGAGGAGCGGAAGCAAGGCGCAGCGGCGACUCCGACGCAGUCUCUCCUCCCAAAGUUCCCCUUCUUCAUGGACUUCAAACGCCCGCCUCCGGGAGCCAAGCCGUACCCCGGCCCCGUGUUCGAGAUUGGAGUUCUCAAGUCCAGCAAAUGACCGAACGUCGAGGCGAGAUGAAGCUGAAGCUGCGACAAGAGAGCGACAAGAACCAGCGUGAAGACGAAGAACAGCUGUUUGUCGAAGCGAGAAAAGUCGAGGAACAGGUCUGCGGGGAUUCCGAUGAAGCCGGAACGGAAGACAGAACGUGGAUCUGGAGCGAAGCGUUCAACGGCUUUCUGACUGUGUGUGCGUGCAUGUGUGUGUGUGGUGUGAAGUGGAUUUUCUUCCGCGUGGAUUCGCUGGUUUUUUUUGUCGCUUCCGACCAACUGGCGAGACCUGUCUAGCUCAACCCCCGAGGGGUGCGAGUAAAAAAAAUACGGGGGAAACAGAACCCUUCGGAGUUGCGGAGCGUUCUAAAACCGCGCGUGUAUCGGUUGAGGUGUGACGGUCGUUGCCUUGUGUUUUUGCCUACCUUUACAACAUUUUUCACUGUGUGUUUGAUCGCAGAAAACACAAAACACACUUUCAGUUCCAAGAGAAUGAAAUGAGC